Molecule: messenger RNA, 3252 nt
Organism: Punica granatum (pomegranate)
Lineage: Eukaryota; Viridiplantae; Streptophyta; Magnoliopsida; Myrtales; Lythraceae
Source: RefSeq, a predicted model, not a curated record
UACACGGCCAUGAUCGAAAGCUUCCAGCGGGUUCGCAGUAAUCAGCUGCUGCCGUGCCCACAGAAAACAAUCUUGAGCUCAUCUGCCACCGCUGCUGCCUGCUGCUGCUGCUGCUCUGCACUUCCCCCUUGUUCCUGUUAAGCAUCAAAAACUAAUCAAUGAGCAAAAGAUCAGAGCCCAUCUGAUGAUGACGAUGCAAUUCUCGCAUUUCCCAGCUCACUGUCCUGGAAGUUCACUCGGCCGGUCCUCUGACUCUCCCUGCCCGGGAGCUCCGGUGAUCUCCAUCCGCAGAUCAACGUCUGUUCAGGUCCCAAACAAUUGUAGCUCUGCGGCUAAUGGUCAGGGUGCCCUUUAUUUCGGUGCCGGCAACAUAUGCAGAAGGUUCUGUGGCCUGAAAUUGAGGAUACUUGAGAGCUUGAAGAUCAAGCAUCCUAGGAGAAAACACCGACCGGUUGAUGAGUUUAAGAGUAUAAAGACUCAAGAGAAAGAUGAACUAGCAGGGCAUGUCGAAGCAGCUCAAUCGGCAGAGAGAGCAUCGACAGUAAACUUCACCAAAGAUUCCAUCGAAGAAGGGGCAGGAACCACGUCACGAGCUGGGGAGAGCUCUUCAGAGCAGCCGCAGAGCGGUAUUUCUGAAGAAGUAGUGGCAUCUAUAGACUCUUCUCAUCUGCCACAAAUGGCUUCCUCCAGAUAUCCGGUAAAUCAUAUUGGAGAAUCGUCUCUCAGCAUUGCAGUCAUUGGAGCUACUGGGGAGCUUGCGAAGGGGAAGAUUUUCCCUGCACUAUUUGCGCUAUACUACAGUGGAUUUCUUCCUGAUAAUGUCUGCAUUUUCGGUUACUCGAGAAAGAAUUUGACGGAUGAAGACCUGAGAUCAAUAAUAUCUUCAACUUUAACUUGUCGCAUUGAUCAUCAGGAAAACUGUGCGGAGAAGAUGGAUUCUUUUCUCAGCAGAACAUAUUAUCUCAAUGGAGGAUAUGACAACAAAGAAGGGAUGUCAAAGCUUAAUGCCAAAAUGAAGCUUUUUGAGGGAAAAGCGGAGGCUAAGAGGAUAUUUUACCUUUCUGUGCCUCAAGAAGCACUACUAGAUGUUGCAUCAUCAGUUGCUAAUUAUGCUCAAACUCAAAAGGGAUGGAACCGCAUAAUAAUUGAGAAACCUUUUGGGUUUGAUGCAGCAUCUUCUCAAAAGCUGACACAGUAUCUUCUUUCGAAGUUUGAGGAGAACCAGAUAUACAGGAUAGAUCAUCUUCUGGGAAAAAAUCUGAUUGAGAACCUAACGGUUCUAAGAUUUUCCAAUUUGGUCUUUGAGCCGUUAUGGAGUCGGAAAUAUAUACGCAACAUUCAGGUUAUUUUAUCUGAAGAUUUAAAUAUGCGAACAGGAAAGUACUUUGAGGGCUAUGGAAUCAUUCGUGAUGUUGUGCAUAGCCACGUCCUUCAAACAAUAGCAUUGCUUGCAAUGGAACCACCGAUAAGCCUUCAAGGAGAAGAUAUUCGGAAUGAAAAGGUGAAGGUCCUGAGAUCCAUACGAAAAUUAGAACCUAGCGAUGUGAUUCUCGGCCAAUAUAAAGCCACCCAUGGUGAUGAAGUUGAUGUUAAAACGAAAAAUCGGACCCCCACAUAUUUCGCUGCUGCAUUAUUUGUGGACAAUGCUCGGUGGGAUGGUGUCCCUUUUAUGAUCAGGACAGGGAUGGGUCUAAUCAAGCACAGAAUGGAGAUACGAAUACAGUUUCAUCACGUUCCUGGGAACAUCUACAGAGAGCGUAUCGGGCACAAUAUUGACCUUGCGACUAAUGAACUUAUCCUGCGAGAUGUCCCGGAUGAAGCCAUCCUAAUCAGAGUGAACAAUAAGGUCCCAGGACUGGGACUGCAGUUAGAUGCAUCGGAGCUGAACUUGUUAUACAAAGACCGGUAUAAUGUUGAGGUGCCCGAUUCAUAUGAGCACCUUCUUCUGGACGUAAUUGAUGGGGACAGCCAUCUAUUUAUGAGAAGCGAUGAGCUCGCAGCUGCCUGGAACAUAUUGACCCCGAUUCUCAACGAGAUUGACCGGAGAAAUAUCUCGCCGGAGCUGUAUGAGUUGGGGGGUCGAGGCCCAGUCGGAGCCUACUACCUUUGGGCCAAACAUAGGGUCCAGUGGGCGGAAGAUUAGCCUGCCUCGGGUUCUCUCGGAAGAGCGAAAAGAAAAAUACUCCGACCAAUUCGGUGUGAGACCUAUCGUGGGAAAGUCUGAUGAUGCAUGAGAUUGAAAUAUAAUCAGUGUCCUCGGUUCCACGAAUGUGUUCAUAAGCACUUGCUGGUUGAUUCAUAGUGUCAGUUGCAGUCGAGAGCGCCCUUACAUUCUAAUUAAUCUCUCUAAUAAAUUGGAACAUUUUUAUUUGUACAGAUCGAGUCAUAGCCACCGGAUCGUGAUUCGCGUGUCACGAAGGCCGAAUAAAGUAUCGAUAUGUCAACACGAAUUGAACUGGACCACCGUCGCCCUUUGCACUUGUCGUCGAGGCUGCGUCUCUUCUCUGAUGCAGAGAAGCUUACGCCAUAGACAGUGACGAAAUCAUUGUUAUCCUUUUCCAGAAUUGCCCCUGCUUAACUUUAACACUAGACGCUUGAUCUUAUUAAAUUGUAGGGGUAUUAAUGUCCAUUCACGGGUGGGAGGUCCUAAGAAGUAUGAAAUGGUGCGACUGCUGAUCGCUACUUCUGCUAUAAAAGCUAAGCGAUGGCCAACACGGUUUUUAUCAUCAAGAGAUCAUUCGCCAUUCCUCCUCCUCCUUCCUCUCUUUCUUCGAGCUCGUUCCAAUCACGAGCCGGAGUAUGGAGGGGGACAAGAAGAAGAGGAAGGCCAUGGAGUAUGAUCAGCAGGAGGCGGACGAGGAUGGGAAGAUGGAGGAGUUCUUCGCGCUGAUCCGAAGCACCCGGGAUAUCCGGGAUCACCUCAUUAGAAGCGAAGCCGCUCCGCAAGAAGCCUCCAAGAUGAACAAGAGGGAACCGAAUGUUUGGACCCCAAAGUUCGAACCCAAAGACUUCGCUGAGGGCAGCAGAAGCUGCCCGGCUCCGCCAUCGGAGACCGAAGAAGCCGGUCCUUCUAAAGAAGACGAUAGAGAAGACAAAGAACAAGGGAUGCGAAAGGAUAGCAGUGGGCUGGACUUGAAGCUGUCGCUUUGAUCUUCUUGUGUUCCUCUCUCGCUUUCCAUUUUUGGACCAACGAAGAAACAUUAAUUUUUUUCUUGUUUUAUAAGAAAAAAAUUCGCCUAUCGAUUAAAAUUA